Messenger RNA from Zootermopsis nevadensis, 2845 nucleotides. It is a transcript of the gene P5cr-2, whose product is annotated as Pyrroline-5-carboxylate reductase-like 2. The record is from RefSeq and is a predicted model, not a curated record. Gene Ontology annotation, molecular function: pyrroline-5-carboxylate reductase activity. NCBI's taxonomy places the organism in Eukaryota, Metazoa, Arthropoda, Insecta, Blattodea, Termopsidae. Gene Ontology annotation, biological process: L-proline biosynthetic process.
UUUAUUCUGUACUGCACGAGGGGCUGAGGACACUGAGAUGAAGCUGCUAUUGAUGGGGAGUGAGCAGGCACAUUCACGCUCCAGCCACAUUACCCCUUACCCGUGUGAAGAGUAACCAGGGCCGAUAUGAUGGCUGAUGUCUCUAUCAUUGCCAGGAGUCGAACCCCAGGUCGUGCAGUGACAGACACGCGACUCUUAGUGUGACUCUCGCAUGUGACAAUAAAACUUUAAAGAGAGCUGUGGAAAAGCAUGUAUUUGAGGUUUUCGCGGCGCCAACAAGCACCGCAGAAAAAAUCUGACAGCUCAAUCCUCCAGAUCGGACGGCGGGGUUUCGAAUCCCGUGUGGUACGGAAGUAUUCUAGGAUAAACAGGCCGGAGCGUUAGGCGCACGGAGGCGACAGACAGCACGAACAACCCAAUACCCUACCAACUACACUGAGCCCCUCAAGGCGUCUCAAAGGUCUGGUCGAUACGGUUGGUGCCGUGCGCUCAGAAGCAGAGCUUCAGUUACGAGUCAAUCCACAAGAUGAUCAGAAUUGGAUUUGUUGGCGCGGGGAAAAUUGCACAGGCUCUGGCCAAAGGAUUCAUAGCUGCAGGUUUAACCAAAGGAGAGAAAAUAGUGGCAAGUGAUCCAUUUCCCCAGACCAUCAAAAACUUUGAGAUGCUGGGUGCGCAGAUAUCGAGUGACAACAGGUUGGUGGUGGAGCAAUCAGAUGUGGUGUUUCUUGCUAUUAAACCUGAGACUGUUCCAGCUGUACUCUGCAACAUCAGGCCACACAUCUGCAAAAGACAUCUCCUUCUUUCCACUGCAAUGGGAGUUUCCAUCCAGGACAUCGAAAAGGCUUUGCCCCCUGCUACAAGAGUAAUCCGAGUGAUGCCCAACACACCUGUCCUUGUCAGGAAUGGUGCUUCUGUCUUUGUGUGUGGCUCAGCAACACAGUACGAAGAUGAGAUCAUCACGCGUCGACUGCUGGAAGCCAUUGGAACAUGUGACAAAGUUCCAGAGUUGCUCAUGGACACAAUCACAGCUCUAAGUGGUUCCGGUCCUGCUUACGUAUACAUCAUAAUUGAGGCACUAGCUGAUGGUGCAGUGAAAAUGGGCCUACCAAGGGAUCUGGCGUAUCGGCUGGCAGCUCAGACUGUUGUUGGGGCUGGAAGCAUGGUGCUUGCUACAAAGGCUCAUCCGGCACAAUUGAAAGAUGAUGUGACAUCACCAGCAGGUUCUACAGCCGAGGGACUUCACUUCCUUGAGCAACACGGAUUGCGGACAGCACUCAUCGGGGCCAUUGAGGCAGCCACAUUAAAAUGCAGACAAAUUAGCAAAGAAACAAAAGAACAUAUAUCAAACAGCUGUUCAACAAAGCAGCAGUUAUGUAUAAAAUCACAGGAUCAGGCAGACAAUUUCAGUGCAGGAAAACGUGUCAGAAAUUAAAGCCCACAUUAGUUGAUUACCAGACUUGGUGAGAACCGCAAUGAAAAUCCACUUCUCCUUAUUCACUAGAACACAUCACACCUGUAUUUUCUUCUGCAAACUUGGUCAGACCCAUACUUCUGAUCAUGAUUAUAUAAACUUAUUUAACCGAUAUGCACUUACUGCUUUCUUACUUAGGCUACUAAAAUAUUUUGUUCACAUGCAUGCCAGCAUCUCCGAACACAGCAUCAACAAAUAACAGUUCAGAAAACAUUAAAAAAUGCUGCUGAGUGUCAAUUCUUUACAGAAUUAUUAGGAAAUAUACUACCAAAAACUUACCUCCCUGAAUUUCUAGCAGUGUGAAAAUUAGAAUUGAAACUCUACACCUGUCUUCAAACUGCUGAAAACAAGGAGUUACAGUGUGUGAUAAAACACUGAUGUUGAGUAGUUAGCACCCGUGCUUUUUAUUUUGGAUGUCCUGUGUUUGAUUCUCUGCACAGACAAGAUUUUUUUAUAAUUUUCUUCAGUCACUUCUGACAAAUUCUGCUUAAACACUGAUCACGACCUCUUCCUUCUCACUUCAUCCAUCUGAUGCCACAUGACCUAGGCAGUUGAGAGCGCAACAAAAAAUAAACUAAGGAACAUUCAUUGUGUACACAAUACCAUAGAAGCCAAAAUCUUUAACACGAUGUUUACCUUGUGAAUUUAUCAGUAUCACAAGAAAACCUAAUGUGUACAAUAUUGAACACUAUUUAUCAGCUGAUCACAAGUAUCAGUUUCCUUAGAUAUUCUCCUCUUGUCACUGUGUUCCAUACCUGAUUCCAUCUAUGCUCUAAUGGUCAAAACUCAAAAAAUAUGCCUUUAACUGAUGUUUACUCAGAACUGACAAUAUCAACAGUGACUGAUUCUAUUAUCACAUGACAGCAGCACACAUUCGUUGCUGUGUUGUCACGUCUCUCCUCUACACAACUAGUUUCAUUCACAGUUGUAUCACUCUUUGAACACGAAGUCCAAAUUACUGCAAAUAUAUAAGAUUAUUCCCAUGCUACUGCAUGUGAAUAGACGAGCGAGUCCAUGGACAGAAGAGAACAAAGUUAUUGUGUCCGAACAGUACACUAAUCACAGAACAAUGGAUGUAAAUGAAGACCUUUUGUGUCACCCAACUGUGUGAUCAACAAGUGAAGAAAUUUUCAAUGUUCUUGUACAAAAAUGGGUCAAGAAACAUGAAAUAGUAGAGCAUGUACCCUACCAUGAAUAUGGUAAUAAGUUCCUCAGAAACUCUUAUAACCAACUUAAGACAACACACCAUCACAAUGUAGAAGACUACAAUCCAAGUUAUAAGAAACAGCAAGCAUAUGGUCCCUAUCUUACACAAUGUUCUAAACUAGGCUGAAUGUAUUGCAGUCUUGUAAAAUAAAGCACAUUUCCUUAUCA